This is a messenger RNA of Odontomachus brunneus, 2556 nucleotides long. RefSeq lists its product as uncharacterized. NCBI's taxonomy places the organism in Eukaryota, Metazoa, Arthropoda, Insecta, Hymenoptera, Formicidae. Bases 106 to 1299 code for a protein of 397 amino acids. The transcript is spliced from 2 exons. The record is from RefSeq and is a predicted model, not a curated record.
UCUCGCGCUUUGUCUAGCUACGCGCGUGUGGCGUCGUGUCGCGUCACGCGUUGUUUUGUGCCUCGCGCACGGGGCAGUAGCUGGCGAUUCUAUCACUCGUUUCGGAUGUAUUCCGCCGCGUAUGUUAGCGACUUCGACAGCGACGACGACGAAGUCGUGUGGCCGCGCUACGAUGACGAUGGGGACGACUACGACAUCCAGAGUGUGUCCACAGUAGAGCUGCAGGCGCCCGAAUGCUCAUCGCAGCACGUGUACGAGUUCGGCGAGUUCGAGGAGACUCACGGCUGGGUGCAAUGCCGAUCCAGGAGCCAACGGGAUCGUCUGUAUUUUCAUAACAUGCACAGCGGCUGUGAUACGUGGUAUAGACCCAUCUCGCGCCACAUCAACGUUCCGUCCAUUUCCCUCGAAAAGGUGACUUGCAUGGACGAUCUAACAACAAGCGACAUGGAAUUGAUGUCGGUGUCAGACGACGAAAAUCUACCAGGCAAGGCGCGUGAUAAUGAUUUCUCGAUGAAAACGCAACUGAAUACUCUCACGCGACUGUAUCACAUCCCUCAGAUGAACUCGAUCUCCGACAAGGAGGACAACCUCAGCGUGUCGAGCGACGCAUUUGCGGGCGAACAUCGCGACGAGGUCGACGUGAAGAAGAAGAUCGAUUACAGCGACAACGACGAUAAUUCGGAAACGAAAUGGUCGCAGUUUAACAUCGAGAACUUUCUUGAGACCGAAGUCCUGGUGGGCGAGGGUGCGGUAAAUACCGAGCCAAAGAUCGAGGAUGACAGCGAUGAUGCUUCCAUCAUGUCGUCCUCGACUCUUUUGGCCGCGCCGAGAUGCACCGUAUUUACUGCGCCACACUUGAAGAAGAUCGGCUUCGAGGAGCAGAUAGUCAAAUGGCAAGGUACCCGCGUUACUAAGAAUCAAGGAGGUCCCAGGAAGAUCAUCUGCGAGAUGUACGGCGUGAGGACCAUUAACUAUGAUCUGCCUGAACCGAAUGAGAUACGGCUGCAGGCGGGUGUGAAGUCGACGAGAUUGAGCGACAGCGACAGCGACAGCGAUGAUAACAAGAACGGCGUAUCCUCGUCCUUGCAACCGGACGUCAUAACGAACGUGUCGUCUUCGUACAAGGAGUCGGACCGGUAUAAUUUCUGGAAGGACCUGCGUCAACCGUUGUUGAGCGAUACGAGCUCCAGCUCGUCGUUACGAUCGAACAAAAGCUCUAGUUCCGAUUCCAGUGGAAGUUCCACCAGCUGCAGCUCAUCCAUGUGCUCCACGUGUCCAUGCUGCACGUCGUGCAAGUGAGAGACCUAAAUGAUUUUGGUUCGAAUGAACAUUAAACUAAUGUUAUAUGUUAUGUUAAUAUUAUAAAUUGUUUGAACGUUAUUGAACACUGAAGAACCGUAAUAGUUGUUAAACUUGAUAUUUGAGGCUUUCGUGUCGUUAAACUUGCUUUAAGGGAAAUACUUAGAGAAGACCUUGACAGAAAAACAGGAAGAUAUAAGCCAAUCAGAAUUCGAUAGAAAAGAAAAUGGUCCAUUACCAGCGCAAGUUCCGCUUUUGUCUUUGUGCUCUCUGCUUUUCUACUAGAGAUGUGAAUUAUCCCUGAGACCUGUACUCAUUAUUUGAGAUUUGUCUCUAGUGAGAUAAUCAGAUUUGAAUAUAGAAUUAGAUGUAAAUUUUAGGUGAAUCAAGAUUGCCAGUAUAAUGUAACGUAUAUCAUAUGACUCAACUAAAAGAUUCAAAUCUAACUUGAAAUUCCGGUCGAUGCAUCUCACAUGAGAUAAGUUUCAAGUAAUGGCUAUUAAUACGAGUCUUAGAUUGAAAUUUAUAGUUAACUAUGAAAGUUUUGAGUCGCGAUUGCAAAUGUAAUGUCGCAUAUAUAAUUGAAAUAAAAGACUCAAAUCUAACUCUAAAUUUAAAAGAUCUGAGUAAAAAGUCUCAAAUGUCUUUAUAACAUAGAACAGAAUCUCUUCCGGUUAUUGAAAUCAUUUUCUGUGUUCUCGUAUUUUAAUUAGCUAUCCCGAGUCGAAAUUUUGGUCAUAUAUUAAACAUUGAAUUCUAUAACGCAGUAGAAGCUAAGUUAACAAAGUAGGUUUAAUGAUACAAUUUACUCCUACUUUGAUCCUGAUGAUAUUUUCCCUUUUUUUUAACGUCAAAAUGGGUUGUAUUAUAGUAGGAUGUUAAUAGUAAGGCUGAAAAUAGGGUUAAAAUUUCGACUCGAUUAAAAAGAAUCAAAAGAGAUUGAUGUAGGUUUCAGAAUAUUAAAAUAAGUGUCAAAUGGAAUAGCAAGAUUGAAAGUAGAAUCAAAAUUUCGACUCGGGAUGAUUAUAAUUUAUGACUGAACCAAAUUAUUUUGUUUUUAUUUGUUUUCAUGCUUAUAGAGAUAUAUGAAGUCUCAAUAUACUGAACAGUAUUUUCUUUCGAUUAUAAGAGAUGCCUUUUUUAUUUCUGUAUGUGAUUUGUUCAGGUUCUUUAUGUUUAGAUAUAUAUUUUACAUACAGACAUAUUGUUGCAAUGUACUUGAAAGUAUGAAAAUACAAUUAUCCAAUUUGACGUGUA